Stylophora pistillata is the source of this 3733-nucleotide messenger RNA. RefSeq lists its product as uncharacterized. The record is from RefSeq and is a predicted model, not a curated record. NCBI's taxonomy places the organism in Eukaryota, Metazoa, Cnidaria, Anthozoa, Scleractinia, Pocilloporidae.
ACACCGUCUGGCAAAAAAGGAAAUUAAGGGCGACAACAUUUUCCAAUGGCGUCCAACUGAUGUAAAAAACGAAGCACUUGCUAUUCAACAGCUGCCCACGGAAUGAUGUCUCGCUAUAAUAAUUUUCUUCUUCGAAAUGGUGUAGUGGUCAUGGUGUUUUUGGGUUGUGCAGCGUUGGAUUCAGGAAUAUUUCAUUCCUGCCCUCAGGUUUCUUGUAACGGUUCGAUCUCAAUCAACCCGUGUCUGGUGAAGAAUAACGUCUGCCAAUGUCAGACCAGCAACAGCUCAGUCUGCGAUACUCUAGACCAGCAGGCUUUUGUAAACCUGACUGGGGCAUCAAAUGAAAUUGCGUCAAAAUGGACUUGCUGUGUUUGUCCUCCAAAUACGACCUAUUGCUGUGACAAGUGUCCCAACAUUUCAACUUCAUCUGUAGUAGCUCCGCUAGUUCUAGCACAACCAACCUGGAACUUCACGUUGCUGCUGGUCUUUGUGCUAGAGUGUGAAAUGUUCAAAAGUUUCCAGGACAACUUGACUAACUCACUACAAACGAGAAUUUCUAGCCUGACCAGCAUUCCACUAAGUCAGAUCACAGUGAUCAACAUGAGCUGCGCCUCUGGUCAGCGGCCAUACUGCGGGGUCGACGUGGCAAGCAUCAGGGCACAUCAUCGCGAAAGGCGCCUAGCUGUGGGAGGUCGGAUGAAGGGAAGUAAGAAGAAGAAAAACGAGAAGCAAUUUAACUAUCACAACACGAACCGCUAUUACGCAAUCGAAGAGGACUGCGACAGUUUGACUGCCAAUAUCACCAUCUACGAAAGAAACAAAACUGCUCUUGAAUCAUCUCUUAAAUUUCUAAGACAGCUACAAGUUAAUAACUCUGUUAUCAUUCCGUUAUGGAAUGGAAGAACCAUUUUUUCAACCUUUAUGUUGUCCGCCAUGUAUGGUGGCUCAUAUAGUUUGCACGAAGCGCCCAGGCCUUUACCGCUACCCCUCCCUCCGACAGAUGGCGUCCCGCCCAUUGAGACGGACUUGAAGCCUAUGAUCUAUGCGGGUGCCUCUAUAUUAGGUCUCGUUGCUUUGUGUGUUUUAUGGCAGUUUAUAAAACAAUCCUGGCUUUUGUCAAGAAAGAAGUUUACUCCGAUCAACAGUGACCGUCUGGAUCACAAAACAGACCAGCAACUUAAGCAAUUGAAAAUUCAAGAGGCCAUGGAGGAAAACGAUCGUGUCACAGCCAAUGGGAGCGCAUCAUCCUCUCUGAGCUUGCCUCGAAGCAAUGUCGAGGCCAAGAAGCAGUGGCCCCCAGGCUACCCCGUGAGGUCCCUUAAACCGGCGUACGAACCAACUGAGUUACACUAUCAGCGGACUCCUCCAAGACUCAUACUGGACGAUGAAGGCUGUGAUAUUGAGGACAGGCGGAGUAUUGGUAGCGCAAGCAUGUCGAAUUUAGACAAUGACACCCUGAGUGACAUUUUUAACAGCGAUGAUGAGCAAUUCAUUUGUCCAUCUAAUUCUUGCCCGCCUUGUUCGCCAGGUUACACAAAUCCAGCUUUCAUCGAGGACGAAAAGACAACUGGAAAUAGUUAUCCAGGUUUAAACAGGAAGCCGGGCAUAGCUUCGAAAUCGCUCACACCUGAUAAAGGAAAUGCAAAGUUAUCCGUUAAUCCAAGUGAUGUUCACAAUCAAAGGGACGGCUCCAUUGCCUCUUCUGAGUUAAGCUUGGACGCCGGUGAAGAUACGGUUUUCCUGCCCGCUAAGGACAAAAAACAAGAGAAGCAGAAGAAUGUGAACAAAUUUUUGUCGCCCUCAAACGGUGAGAAAAUUAUCAGGAGGUCGUCUAUUACUUCCGUUGUCGAAGACGAGGGGAUUCGAAAAAAUUCCGCGCGUGGGGCCAAGAGUCCAAACACGUCUAGAAUAGAGCACCUUGUUGAAGAAAAAAGUAGAAAACCUUCUCUAGCUUCGUCCGACAAAGAAAGAAGACCUGGUACCCCGAAGGAUACCAACUCUAAAGGGAAAAAGACCACUACUGCGUCAACUUUGGCAAGUCCUAGACAUUCGCCUCGUGCGGAAGACAUUGGUGUUAGAAAUUCGGAGAGUUCUGGCAAGAACAAAAUAAAGGGGAGUGUACUAUCAGUUACCACCACGACAAAGAAGAGAAACUCUGUUUCCGUUGCCGCGAUAACAGGGGCGAAAGAGGAUUCUGAGGGUAGCGUGACAAAAUUCCGUGUAAGAUCAACUACGUCCAUAAACGGCGAGCGGAGGAAAUCUGCAGCAGAGCCCGCUAGAUUUGGGGAAAGCCUCCCUGAGGGAAGCAGAACCAAGGCGAAUGAACUAACAAUUGAGGACGUCAUUGAGGAUAAAAAUACAGCAGCAACGGGAAACAAGAAGAAAAAAAUGAAGAAGAAAGAGAAGGCAGAGAAGGAAGUAAAGAUAAAAGUGGCUGAUUCAGAUGAUUCAUCCGAAGAAAAAACCGCGAAAUUCAUUCCGGACACAGAGGCCGGAUUGACUGUGAUAAGUUUAUCUGAAGAACAUAAAAGUAAGUUUGUUGCAUCACAAGAGAGCGAAACCAAAGCAAAGAAAAAGAAAAAAAGGAAAGAAAAGGAGGAAAAGAAAAGAAAAAUUGAAAAUCCUGAGCCUUCAUCGGAUGAAGAAGCACAGGGUAAUACGCAAGAUUCAAGUUCAGAUAUCAUUGCCGUAAAAGCGAAGACGCAAAAAACGCCCGCUGUUCACGAUGGAACUCAGGAUAAAAAAAAGAAAAAAAAAGAAGUGGCCACAGGACGAAAAAACCCUGAAACUGCCGAAGAAAGGCCUGCGACUGUGGGAAGAAAUGGCAGUUUUGUUCGAUCUACAAAUAAUUUUAAGGGGGAUUCCCCGAAUACCGCUACCCCGGAGCGAAGGCGCAUGAAGUCCAUUUGUAUCGAGGACAUGGAAAGCAGAUCCCCACCGAUUGGCGUGGGAGGAAGUCGAAGAAAAACUGACAUUCCUGAUAUACCUGAAGAUUGGGAGCAGACUUCUUCAUCUCAAAUCAACACUCGUUCACGACCAAACAGUAUAUCCCCCAUUCCAACUGGAUACAAAUCACCGCGCCUGGUGAUAAAACCCUCUUAUCAUAAAUACUGACCUCUGCAUGCGCCGUCCUCUCCUUCCUCAGCCCCUUGAUAUAAGGGACCUCUUUUCUGUGGUCCUCACAAAUAUGCCCCUUUCUGAGAAAUCAUACCUACUGUAUAUAAGACGUUAUUUGAAUCAUUAUAGGUAUGUCCAGUCAAGAAACGAUCUCUGAGAUUCACUGCACAUCGGUUUCUUUCACGGUAAUGAAAUUCGAAGCUGCGACGAACACGGUCGCUGAAGUUUGACUGCAAAUUUGAGGUAGAAAUACAGACAACCCGAGAGCCAAUUAGAAAAAAUACAAAAAACGGUUCUGUCCUCGUGUACCGGUUCACAAGAGCCAAUACAAAAGACCAAACAAUACACAAUAGCUAACCAAUAACUCCUAAACUAAGAAAGAACAAUCGUAAUUCCCUUGUGAACCGGUACACCAGGACAGAACCCAAAAAACGUUUCCCGGCUUUCGACCGAUUUUACACGUCUACCUUGACCCUGUUUCAGAGUGUGUUUGUAAUAAUAAAAAAAAAUAAUAAUAAUAACAAAAAAAAAGCUACAUAGAUACGUACUGCAGUAAAUGGCUUGAACCCGGGGGUAACAUGUGAACGUGUAGUCUGCUAGAUAAGUACUGCGCGUA